UUCCCCGGAUACGCAUAAUUAUUUUUUGUUUUGAAUUUUUGCUUCUUUUUUCUGCAUUUUUCUUUGCUUCUGCCCUUUGAAAUCCAAUACGGAUCUCCUACUCCAACACUCACAGCACAAUAAAGAGAUCUUUCCAUUUGAAAUCUGAGUUAUUCAGCAAUUGAGAGUCAUGAUCAGAAUCCUCCAUUCCUUAACCACUCGGUGCACAACUCCCUCGCACGUCUCUCAGAUUCUAGCGCAGCUUAUCGUCCAGAAUCUGACCGCGGACAGCACCGUCGCCGCCGCCUUCAUCUCCUCCUGCCGCAGACACAACCUCCUCACUUCCGCUUCCUUCCUCCCCCUCUUCAUAAACAACCACACCAGGCCCCACACCUUCGUCUGCAACACCCUUCUCAGAGCCUUCUCUCAUUCCAAUGCUCCCCACACCUCUCCAAUUAUCUACUCUCACAUGCACACAAACUCCAUUCCCGCCAAUCACUACACUUUUCCUUUCGUUCUCAAAGCCGCCUCGGAUUUGAAGUUGAUUCAAGGAGGGGAAUCGGUGCAUGCACAGAUUAUCAAAUUAGGUUUUCUCCGCGAUCUAUACGUUGGGAAUUCUUUGGUCAAUCUGUACUCUGCGGCUGGCGAUAUGGAUAUAUGUCUCAAGGUGUUCGAUGAAAUUCCCGUGAGAGAUGUCGUGUCGUGGACUGUCGUGAUCUCGGGGUUUAAGGAUUCUGGGAGGUUUAAUGAUGCGUUAUUAGCUUUUGAUGGGAUGAGAAGCCAAGGCGUGAUGCCUAAUCAGGUGACUGCAGUGAAUGCUUUGGCUGCCUGCGCAGGCUGUGGAGCAUUGGAUACGGGCGUGUGGUUGCACAAUUAUGUGAAGAGGAAGGAGUGGGAACUGGAUGUCAUUCUUGGUACAUCGUUGAUUGAAAUGUAUGGGAGAUGCGGGAGGAUUGAGGAAGGGUUGCGCAUUUUCGAGGAGAUGAGUGAGAAGAAUGUAUACACAUGGAAUGCUGUCAUAAGAGGGCAAGCACUGUCCAAGAAUGGGAAAGAAGCAUUGUGGUGGUUCUUGAGAAUGGAAUGUGAAGGGAUUAAACCCAAUGCUGCUACUUUAACUGGUGUUCUCAGUGCUUGCGUGCAUAUUGGUGAUGUGGAUAUGGGGCAACGUAUAUUUUCUUCGUUAGUUGAUGGGAAGUAUGGAGUUCCACCUAGUGUGGAGCACUAUAACUGUAUGGUUGAUCUCUUGGCGCGUGCUAAGUUGUUAAAUGAGGCGUGUAGGUUGAUCAAUGAGAUGCCAUUUGAACCUUCUGUGAGUAGUUGGGGAGCUUUAGCUGCUGCCUGCAGAGCUCAGGGUGCCUUUGAGUUGGCUGAAUUUGCUGCUUGGAAACUUGUGGAGCUGCAGCCGGAGGGCAGUGCGUAUUAUGUUGCCUUGUCUAAUAUGUAUGCGGAGAAGGGGAAAUGGAAUGAUGCGAGGAGAGUGAUGGAGUUGAUGGCUGACAGAGGACUUAAGAAGGAUAUGGGUUGCAGCAUAGUCCAAGUUUGAGCUGGCAGCCUCAAGUUUUGGCCGCUGCAGCUGCACUGUAAAUACGAUUGCUAGAUAAUGUGCAUUAGAGUCCUUGAUUAUGAAUUCUUGAAUAGUGCAGUGUAGUGAAAAGUUUAGCCGCCAAGGUUAUCAGAUGGUUUAGCUGUUGCCAUGCUUAUUUGUAAAAUCAUUGGGAGUGCAAAGUCAUCUGGUUUCGUGGUGUAGUUGGUUAUCACGUCAGUCUAACACACUGAAGGUCUCCGGUUCGAGUCCGGGCGAAGCCAUUAAGCAAUUUUAUGUUUUCUUCA
Salvia splendens (bonfire salvia) is the source of this 1809-nucleotide messenger RNA. RefSeq names its product pentatricopeptide repeat-containing protein At5g66520. The coding region runs from base 170 to 1522 and encodes 450 amino acids. NCBI's taxonomy places the organism in Eukaryota, Viridiplantae, Streptophyta, Magnoliopsida, Lamiales, Lamiaceae. The record is from RefSeq and is a predicted model, not a curated record. The transcript has a single exon. Gene Ontology annotation, molecular function: protein binding; RNA binding. Gene Ontology annotation, biological process: RNA modification.